CCUUGACCCUAUCCUCUGUUUCUCCGAUAUCGAUUGUUCCGUGGUACAUCGCAGGCGGCCUUGUUGAAUUCUGCCAUGCCCAUUGCUCCUUUUUAUUCAAAAUAGUCGCAGGCCCGGUUAGGAUCUACAGAAGUUGAUUAAAUGAUUUCCAGAAUUGCCAAGAUUAAUCUUGUCAGUUCACAUCCUGAAGUAUAUGAACCGUGUGAUGAUUCAUUUGCAUUGGUAGAUGCAUUACUGGCUGAUCGGACUAACUUGGUAGAUCACCAACCCGCGUUUUGUAUGGAAGUUGGAUGUGGUAGCGGAUACGUUAUUACUUCCCUAGCACUCAUGCUUGGGCAUGAAGUGCCCGAGGCCUAUUAUAUUGCAACAGACAUCAAUCCUCAUGCAGUUAUGGUGACUCGUGAGACAGCGGCAGCACAUGGUGUUGAUGUUGAGCUGGUUAAUACUGAUAUUGCGUCAGGAAUGGAGGCACGGCUGGCUGGGUUAGUGGAUGUGAUGGUUGUGAACCCGCCUUAUGUUCCAACGCCUGAAGAGGAGGUUGGUUGUGAAGGAAUCACCUCCGCUUGGGCUGGUGGGGAAAAUGGUCGAACUGUGAUCGAUAAGAUUUUGCCUGUUGCUGACGAGCUUCUGUCUGAGAGGGGCUGGUUGUAUCUGCUCACACUUGCUGCUAAUAACCCAUCGGAAAUAUGCCUUCAAAUGAGAAAGAAGGGUUAUGCGUCAAGAGUUAUUCUUCAGAGAUCCACCGAAGAGGAGAGCCUUCAUGUAAUCAAAUUUUGGCGAGAUGCUAGCAGCCAGUUGGAGGCAAAAGAAUAUAGUUUAAUGGUGAGGAAUGGUCAAGAAAAAGUCAAUAAACCAGUGCCUUUGCAAUUUUCUGAACUGUCAUCUAGGGAAACUAGCAGCUGCAAUGCACUCUAACAAGCAAUGGUUUUAAGGUAGAUUAAAAAACUUCUCUUUUGAUUAAUGAUGGUAUAAGUUUCUCUCUAACCUGUACAUCGACAUGUGACAUAAGUUUGUAAGAAUGUUUCUUUCGAAUUUUGAUACUAUUCAGGCUUGGUUUUAGUUUUAGAAUCUGGUCAGUCAAGCAGGAUUGAUGGUUCCCUUUGUUCAUUGAUGCCUCUUUCAGAAAAUGCAACCGUGUUGCUAUCUUGCAUGAGUACAAUUUACUUAAAGCUAUGGUGCUUAGAGAUGUUCCAUGUAGUGCUUUAUGCCUUGUUUUGUACCAUUAGUUUCUUAUACCUAUCUAGGAGGCAAUUCUAUUGUGCAAUUGAACAGUGUAAAGGUUUGGAAUGGAACUUUAGUCUGCCAUGUAGUGCAAUAUUUGGUCUA
Ipomoea triloba (trilobed morning glory) is the source of this 1326-nucleotide messenger RNA. RefSeq names its product methyltransferase N6AMT1. Gene Ontology annotation, cellular component: eRF1 methyltransferase complex. Gene Ontology annotation, molecular function: nucleic acid binding; S-adenosylmethionine-dependent methyltransferase activity; protein methyltransferase activity. Gene Ontology annotation, biological process: methylation. NCBI's taxonomy places the organism in Eukaryota, Viridiplantae, Streptophyta, Magnoliopsida, Solanales, Convolvulaceae. The record is from RefSeq and is a predicted model, not a curated record. Bases 142 to 915 code for a protein of 257 amino acids. The transcript has 2 exons.